Rhincodon typus (whale shark) is the source of this 7054-nucleotide messenger RNA. Its product is annotated as ceramide synthase 6-like. Bases 87 to 1229 code for a protein of 380 amino acids. NCBI's taxonomy places the organism in Eukaryota, Metazoa, Chordata, Chondrichthyes, Orectolobiformes, Rhincodontidae. The record is from RefSeq and is a predicted model, not a curated record. Gene Ontology annotation, biological process: ceramide biosynthetic process. Gene Ontology annotation, molecular function: sphingosine N-acyltransferase activity; DNA binding. The transcript is spliced from 9 exons. Gene Ontology annotation, cellular component: membrane.
UUAAUAGGCAGUUCGGCACCGCCCCGCCUGAGAGAAACGGAGUGCGAGAAGGAAGAGGAGGCUGAACUUGUUUCAUCCACUCAAACAUGGCCGGCUUCUCAGCCUGGUUCUGGAACGAGAGAUUCUGGCUCCCUCACAACGUCACUUGGGCCGACUUAAAGAACACCGACGACGCCGAGUAUCCGCAAGCUGGCGAUUUGCUCUUCGCUUUCCCGUUGGCAUUUGGCAUCUUCCUCGUCCGCCUGGCGUUCGAGAGGUUCAUUGCCAAACCAUGUGCCCUGAGCCUUCGAAUUCAAGCAAAUGGACCACGCAGAGCGCAGCCCAAUGCUAUCCUAGAAAAAGUCUUUACAUCAAUCACUAAGUCUCCUGAUGAGAAAAGACUUGAAGGCCUGUCGAAACAGCUCGAUUGGGAUGUCCGCAAAAUUCAGCGCUGGUUUCGACAUCGAAGGAAUCAAGAUAAACCAAGUACCCUCACAAAAUUCUGUGAGAGCAUGUACGCCUUUUUUUCUUUUCCCCCACCCCCCUCGCCUGCUCCCUGGUUCUGGGACACACGACAUUGCUGGUAUAACUACCCGUAUCAGCAACUGGUGUUUGACAUGUAUUAUUAUUACAUAAUGGAGUUGUCGUUCUACUGGUCAUUGAUGUUUUCACAGUUUACCGACAUUAAAAGAAAGGAUUUUCUUAUUAUGUUUCUCCAUCACCUUGCGACAGUUGGAUUAAUUACCUUUUCUUACUCCAACAACAUGGUGCGAGUUGGAACACUCGUCAUGUGCCUUCAUGACGCAUCUGAUUUCUUUUUAGAGGCUGCUAAAUUAGCGAAUUAUGCCAAGUAUCAAAGACUUUGUGACUCAUUAUUUGUGAUAUUUGGUUUUGUCUUCGUCUCCAGUAGGCUUGGCAUUUACCCAUUUUGGAUUUUAAACACAACACUGUUUGAAAGUUGGGAGAUCAUUGGACCAUAUCCAUCCUGGUGGUUCUUCAAUUUGCUGUUGCUUAUACUACAGGUUCUACAUGGCAUCUGGUCAUAUCUCAUUAUACGCAUUGCAUAUAAAGCUAUUGUCAAGGGAAAGGUCUCUAAGGAUGAUCGCAGUGACAUUGAGAGUAGCUCCGAUGAUGAUGAUUCUAUGACCAACGGCACAAGACCCCAUCACCACAAUCCCUCGAAAGGAGCCAACAGCACAAAUGGAACCAACGGCCACCUAACCACUGGAGCAUGGGCGGGAGACCAUUAGUUCAUGAACUGUGGAACAUGGAUUAGGCACAGACAGGACAGCCUCAUGGAAAACAACCAAGCACUGAACAGUUUUUUUUUAAAAAUUAUAAAAUAAACUGGGUGUUGUUGCAUGGGAUCUGAGACAGGCUGCCUGCUCAGUAACUUACACCUGCAAAGCACACAGGCAUUUUUUCCUUUUAUUCUCAGUGAUUGUGCUUUAGCAAUAUGAGAAAUUGAAAUGCAGCUUUAAAUGGGAAUGGAUGGAUCUAGACUGGAGGUUCCUCUAGACCCAUCUUAUUCCAUUUAACAGCCUGCAGUGCUUUAAAUGGGUUUUGUGCAAUUUGUCGAAUUGCUAAAGGUUUACAUUUCAGGCCUGUGUUUUUGUCGUGUUUCCUUGUUCUGUAUUUUCUAACUCAUUGGCACAAAGAGAUGGAGCCCCGAGAGGAGAAGAAUACCAAUUUGAAACCAAGGAGAUUUUGUAAUCCGUCUUGGUGUGCUUGUGGGCUUCAAAGGCAGGCAGGUAAAACCAGUCGCUUCAGAUGGAAAGGGUAUUGUUGAAGUGGUGCUUGAAUUCUCACCAAACCUGGCAUGCUAGGGAAUUUUCUAUAAAGGAAUUGCGUAAUCUGUAAAUCCAAAGAAUCAGGAGUUACAGGCACUGGUCCAAAUUGUUGUCUUUUUUUUUGUGUGGUAAAUUUUCACUAUUGACCCAAGUGAUGAAGCACAGCUUUGUAUUAAAACACUAGGUUCUGGCUGGUGUAUGUGUGUUGUAAAUCCUCUUUUACAUUGAAGGAGGGAGCUUUUCUUGUUCAUUGGUUAUGUAGUAUUUUGAGUGUUCCAGUUAAUUUUGUUUCUGUUUUCAUACAAAGUAAUUUCACUUUUAGCAAUGUAGUUUGUGGAACCAAAAGGCAGCUACCAUGUUGCUGAUACUGCGCAGUCUACAGCUGCCAAAUUCCAUUUUGCCAUUUAUUGGGAGUGUUGGUUUUGCUACAGCAGUGUAUUGAUAAUUCCUUGUUUGGAGGCAUAAAAAUCAGGUAAUCCUCUGACCUCCAUUGUUUUCAUUCAAGUUUUAUAAUGGGAGAGGGUUUGUAAACUAAUUUCUCCCAGUCCACCUAGUAAUGGCUCAGUGUUAUAAAUAAUAAUUGUUUAAUUGCUCUGUUAUACUAAAGCAAAGGUUAUCAUUCUUUUUGGGCUGGUUAGGUUCCAGUCAAAUUUAAGUCUCCAUGAGUAGAACUUAUUUUUCUACUUCUGUUUUUUUUUAAAUUUUUUUAAAUUGCCUUGCGAAGUAAUUGAUUUGGAUUUUUUUUAAGUGAUACUGUGGGCAAUGCUUUAACCUAAUCCUGGGUCUUCUGAUCUUGUUCAUCCCUGGAAGACUGCUUUUAAGCUAUUUCCACAUUUCUGAAAAUAGCUGUUAACAUGUUGUUCUGAAUGAGAAUUUGUGUGAAAACUGUUCAGAAAGGUUUGUUUACAAGUUUCAGAGUUUGUCUUUUUGUACCUGAGAGCUUUUUUGUGUCUGCAGUAGUUCCAGGUAUGCAAGCUGUUUUCUUUAAAACAAAAAUUGUCUUGACUUGUGGGUUCUGUGGAGAUCAUAGUGGUCUCCCUGACAGGUUUGAUGUAAAUACUGGUUCAAGGGAGAUUUAAGACCUUAUUUUAAGUAAGUUGAAUUUAUCAGCCCUAUUUUUUUUUUAAGAUAUUUGAAAUGAAGACAUAAAUUAUAUUGAUGUAAAAGCAAAUAUGCAAAACAAUGACGUUUGGCGUAGUUGUCUUGUUUUAAAUUCAGAAUUAGGCUCCGGAAGCCUUUUUUUCUUUCUUUCCAUUUGAUGUUCCAGAUUCCAAUUUAGAUUUAGCUUUCUCCCCAUCUUCAAAAUGUUCAAGUUUGAGAUUAGAAUCCUCCUUAAUUCUAGCAUGCUGUCUUCUCACCUUCCUUCCAUCACUGCCUCUUUCUCCAUUCUGCCAUGCCAAAAAAAAACAAGCUAGGCUGCAGGCAUUGAAUAGGAUGGUGUGUGUCUGACUCCUCACACUGCUGCUACAUUUUGGGAAGGACUAAGCCCAUCUUCAAAUGGUCAGUUUGCAUCUGGCAUUCAGAGCAGCCUUCAUUCCACUCCUAAACAAUUUCUUCUGCCUUACUUCCUGUUCUAACCUGGAAAUUGAAGCCAUUUGUAGUGUCCUCUCUGCUGAUUUGGCUGACGUUACUGAAUGCGGCAUGUUGCAGGGAUCAAACCAGGGCCUUGCUGUCAGUGACUCCAAACUGCCAACAUUUUUUACUGUCAGACAGCAACCAAGCCAACUGACUUUUUUUUUGUUUCUGUUGCCAGAGAAAACCUCUAACUCUAACUCUGAGAGAUCUUGAGUGAGCUUUCAUGUUUCUUCUGCUGUGGUGAGGUGUUGAUCUGAAUGUCCUUUAUGGUGAUGGGUGCAUUUUGUUUGCCUAAUGUGGGGGAUUUGGAAGCAUGAUCUAAAGAUGACCAGUAGCACAGCUACUGGGCCAGUCAGUCAGAGUUGAAGAUGAGAUGACAAGGUAUUGUUGGUAUCAUGAGCUCUUUUCAGUAACCUCCCCAACUUACUCUGCUGUUCUCAUCUCAUCUUGACCUUUAUCUUUGAAACACUGUAUAGCACAUGUAGUGUUAUUCAGCCACCAAACCUGCCAUUUUGGGUCAGUCUUUCUUUUUCAGACUGUCACUACCUCACUCCCCUGUACCAUCAAUUAAAAUCAAGGAACUUGGAGAGUUUGCAACCACUACGAAUACCAUUGGCUGUUGGGAGGAAUGGGGUAUUGCACCUCUUGGCACUUCAUCCGUAGCCCCAGAAAGCGUGAUACCACAGCUUGAUGACAACUUGUCUACUGGGUCUUGAUUGAAGGCUGGCUGAUGGAUUAACUUGAACCUGGUGCUUAACUUGAACCUGGUGCUGUGCAUUACUGCCUGAUACUCACUUGCUCUUGUAGCACAGGACUGGGUAAAAGUCUGAAUUAAACUGGCAGUUAAAGCACUAUUGAAAGGGAUGUACUUAUCCAUAUUACAUAAGUAAUCUAAAGCCCUUGAUGUUUUCUUGUAGACCUUGUCAUUUAGAUCCAUUUCACUGGAAUCACUUACAACUGCAUAUUUGUACAUACUGCUAAACCAUGACCAGAAAAAUAUGCUGGUUUAUUUCUUUAUGUAAAAUGAUGUAGUCAUGUACCUGCUGCCAAGUUCUUUCCUUAUCCCAAGUGGUCUAUGCUCCAUUUGUCAUGGAUACACCCUGAUUUCGGAGAUUUGAUGUAUUAAUCACCACUAAGAGCUCUCACGAGUUAGCUGUUUGGUUCAUGAAGUUAUAGAAGGGGUCUGGGGAGGGAUUUUAUUUUUAAAUUAUGUUGUUCAAAAUGUUGGAGUGAAUCUGAGCAAGGUUUAUCUUUAGAACUUGAUUUGUGUCUUGGGAUAACUAAGGAAUGUUUUAAAAUCAAAUUUGUCUUGAGGGAGUUGUGCUGUAUUUCAGCCCUCCAGAUUGAGGAACCACCUUUUAAAGGAUGUGACAUCAGCAUCCAGUUUCAGUUUCUGAAAUCUGUAUUAAGGUCCCUAAUAUGGAAUGACCAACAAGGUGCCAGUUUGGAUUUUUCAGGAUUUUCUUUUCCUAUACAAGAAAAUUUAUAGGCUAGAAUAAGUUCCAUGCAAUUUGAUCUUUGAAUCUGUCCAAAAUGCCUUCUCGUUUGGCAGUGGUCUUGCUACAAAUGGUAGAAGAUUUAUAGAAGAGAACCAUGCUAUCCUUUGUCAGGAUGUGGUCCUGCCCACUGGUUUCAUUUGCAUUUCUAUUAAAGGCUGCACUUUAAUUAGUGUGAGGGUGUCUUGGUGUUCUGGCAGAAAUUAUUUAAAAUACACACUUAUAAUCUUCCCUACCCUCCCCAUGUAAAGUUGAUGUUUUUUUUCUCUUCUCACAUGGCAUGGUCUUGUGCCAUUCAGGUUUACCAGUGUCACAAAGUGAUUCUUAACUAACUUUAACCUCCAUGUUUUGGGUAGAUAGGGAAUUCACUGAAGUACAGCUGUUCCUGCUGGUUUAAGGAUAGCUUACUGGAAAGAAGUUAAAAGACUGUAGUGUAGUUGAGGGUAUUUGAAUACUGUAAUGAAGUAUGCAUUUAAUGUUUAAAAGUUCCCGUUUGCAUUGAAGAUGACAUCACCAGAACUGAAUUGUGACAAGCCACAGCAUUAGUCCCUGAAAUGGACUCUGCAGAAAUGGUACACAAGUCCCUCAAUAUCUAUAGACUGGUAUCUUUUUCAAAGUUUUUUUUAGGGAAAACAAGUGUUUUGUGUGAAAUAAUUUCCUCAAAGUCUUCAUUUCUUUUCAGACAGGUCAAACACCAAAUUCUGUUUUUAUCAAUGCAAAAGCAGCCUUGUGAAAUGGCUGUAUUGUCACUUUUUUUUUUAGAAAGUUCAGCCAGAGAAGACUCUAAGCAUGCAUCACAUAUCUAAUUCAAGCCUGGCUAUGGUUCCUAUCCAAUCCUACUUGGUCCUAAGCUUUUUAAAGUAGAUUCAUCAAACAUAACCAAAGCAUCCUGUUCAGAAGCCUGCUGUAGCAGACCUGACUUUAAGCUACCACAACUAAAAACCUCCCCUCUGACAAAAGAGAAAUGUAGCACCAGCGGUUGUUUUGGAGGAAGAAUAGCCUUGAAAAUACAUAUUUAUUCCUCCCCUUUAACUCUAUACCACCAUCACCCCCUCAAAAUGUCCCCACCCUGUCAAAUCCCAUCUUGGUCUGGGGAGAGAAGUGGUAUCUCAGGCGGAGAGAUGAUGCAAUGAUUUCAAAUAUGUGCCUUUUGACUUUAUAGUCCUUUUUCAGCCUUUCUGAUUCUGUGGAAUAUUUCUGUUUUUGUGAAAUUGCUGAUUGUUAAAGAAAUUCCUGAGUUAAAGGAAAUGAUUACAUCCUCAGUUCAGCUAAUUCUGUGAUAGGGAAGGAAACCAAAUCUGAAUUACGGUCCCCCAUUGUUCUCUUUUUUGGACUUCACCUGAGCCAUAUUUUUGAACUUUAGCCUCCAUCUCUGCCAGCCAUUAUAUUGUUGUGCAUGUUUUUUUUUGUCUGGAAGUCAUGUUCGUGGGAAAUAUCCAAUAUUCAAGCGUAUGUUCACUUGAAGAUUUGCCGAGCUUACUGACACAAACGUCAGCAAGUGUAUGUGUUGUGACCCAAGCAGAUGCAUGUUGUCCUUGCAUCAUGUGAUUGAUCAAAUACCAAGAUAUUAAAUUUUACAGUGAGAUGCAUUUUGUAUCCAAUAAGUUUCCUUAGCACCCUUUCAAUACAAUGCCCUUCUAAUUGGUGUGAAUAUGUGACAGAAUACAUCCACUAUUUACUUUCUGAUAUUUGUUACUACAUGCCAGUUGAUGACCAAUGUCUUGCUCUGCUGUCUGGUCAACUUGUCCACUGUGUGACUCCUCUCAUUUUUCUUUAGUUUAUUUGGAGGGAAAGGAGGGGUUGGGUUUGUGGGGGGGGGGGGGGGGGGGGGGGGGGGGGGGAGGAAGGAGAAGUACUCCCAUAAUAUCCAAAGUUAAUUGUUGGUCCAGAAAUUCACUCUAGGCACAUUCUGGGUAUGACCUAGCACUAGUGCUGUGCCACUCUUGCGUCUACACUAUUGACAUCCAAAUUGUUAUCUAUACAGAAUGAAUUUGAAUUUGAUUCGGGUGUUUCUGGAUUAUACUGGCUCAGAUGCUGUGUAAUAUGUGUGCAGGCUGGAAAAGCUGGGAUGGAAUUGGGACCAAUGGAUCCUCUGGCUGUGCUGGAGAUCAUUCAAAUACAAUAGCAUUGAUUUUCAAAAUUGCAAACUGGAUAUCAUUUUUUAAAGUGACUGUUUAACAUUGCUUUAUUAAAAAUAAUUACAAUUUAAACCAA